CUGAAGAAUGAGGGCUCACUGAGGUCUGUGGUACUCCAGGCGCAGUGGGACUACAGCUCCCAUCAUUCCUCACAGCUCGCCACCUUAUCCGGGGCUGAUGGGAGUUGGAGUCCAGCAUCAUCUUGGAAAUGCUCUCCCCACACCCCCUGCUCUAAAAGUACUGCCGGAAAGGGCUCCCUUUUAAAAUAACGGCGGUCAUUUCCCCCCGAACUGACUCUGAAGGGAAGAGACGCGAGCCCUGCCCUCCCGAGGAGCGAAAGGGAGGCGAGCUCCUUACGCCGCCUCUUUCCCCUCAGGCCGGCUUUUUCGGGUGGGCGAGGCUAGGCCGCGCAGCCGGCUGGGUGGGUGGGCGGUCCUCGGUUUCCAAGGGAACCGGCUGGAAGCCGCGAGCGAGCGCGCGCGCCCGGGGCUCCUUCCGCUAACUGCCGCUGUUGUCGUCGCUGCGGCUUCUGCCGCCGCUGCCGCCGCCAUGUUGAUGCUGGGCCGCGGGCUGGACGCCAGGUAACGGCUCUGCGGAGAGGCAGAGGGACAAGCUCCCCUCCGCCUUGGCUGCUGGCCGCAAAGCGAGGGAUCUUAGGGGUCGGGGGGAGGCACGGCGAACAAGGAUGCUCGCCUUGGGCUGGACGGGGGGACGCGCGAUGGCCGCGCCCUCCCCCUAAUUGGGGGUUUCGGGGAGGGGGUAGGUUUGACUGACUCGGGGAUCCCCCCACCACACCCAUCCAAUGGGUCCCCGGGUUUGCAUCCUAAGAAGCAAGUAGCCCACCCCCUUCUCUUCAUCCCCGAGUGUGGCUCGGCCCGGGGGCAAAGGCACUCUGCACGCGCUCAGGAACCCUACGCGUAUUUUAGAGCUCGGCGCUGAAAUCCUUGGGGGCGCGUAUUUGGGAGGUCCCGCUGAGCCUAAGGGGCCGAGGAGCUAGAUUCAAAGCUCCGCAGCAAGUUCUCCUUGCGCAAAUCCGAGCGCAAUGGAAAGCUUGGAAGGGAAACGAAGGCCGGCCCCAGUCUCAGGCGCCCCGUCCCCAGAAUCGCCCACCCCACCCCAACUUAGCUGUCGUUGCGCCUGCUUCGAAAUCGCCCUCGGGAGAUAGAAUGACUCAUUCUUUUCUCCAUUCCACACACACGUUUUAGAUACUAAGGAAUAUGUAAUCCUUCUGGGUUUUAGAAAAUGAGCUAUACCGUUUUUGCAAUGCAACUCUAAUAUGUAUUUGAAAGUUUUGUGCCUGUAGCCAAGGGGGCGCAGGGGGGCAGCUCCCCCUCCCCAUCAAGUAAAACAAUGGAAAUACUGUACUUAACUAACUUGGCUCUGUGCCCCCCCCCAAAAAAAAAUCCUGACUACGCCCAUGGAAAGGUUUUUAACCCAUCUUUCAGGGCACACAGCCCUGGUACCGCCUGAAGAUACAUUUGCAAAGUACAUGCACACACCAGCAGCAGCAUGGUUUAGCAAAUGCAGACUUGAAUAAAUGUGUUUUUAUAUAUUAAUAGCCAGCAUUGAAAAGGGCAUACACCACUUGGUGGAAUGCGGGGUGGCAGUUCCAAAGGUGUGGGGCCACCGCUGAGAGAACUGCCCCUAGUAUUCACCAGCGUAGUGCUCUUGCUGGCAUUCAGGUUUUUGAACCCUGUAAUACUUGGGCAUGUUCAUACAGGUAACUGAAGACUUGCCCUAAAUAUAUUGUUCAUCACUGAGCUCCCAGGAACGUUUUUAUUACUUCCAGCAGAUAAUCAGAUGUGGCAUUUGGGGAAUCACAGGAGCUGGGGAACCUUGGAACACUUAUAUUCCUAUAUGCUGUUCAAACUUGAUGGAGGGGGCAGUGUACUUGAGAAAGCUACAGAAGAUUAACAGCAGCAAUAGCUCAGUUAUGAGCCCCACGUUGGGGGAAAAGAUUCCUUCAUUGCAGGGGGUUGAACUAGAUGACCCUUAUGGUCACUUCCAACUCUAGAAUUCUAUGAAUCAGUGAUAUUCACCCUAAACACUUACCAAUAGUGUGGAUUGUUGUUUUCUUCUCUUCAAAUGAACCGAGAUCAAAAUAAUUGUUGUAGUAUUACCAGAGUUGUUUAGGCUGUUGUUAAUGUUGCCUGACCAUAAUGCUUUAACUUCUUUGUCUAGGGACAACCAGACUCGUCAAGUACGAGAAUCUGUGUCAAAAGUGGAAAAACACUUUGGUGAAUUGUGCCAAAUAUUUGCAGCAUAUGUACGAAAAACUGCCAGACUGCGAGACAAAGCAGAUCUUCUAGUAAAUGAGAUUCAUGCUUAUGCAGCUACAGAAACACCAAGUUUAAGGAAUGGAUUGAAAAACUUUGCAAAUGAGUUUUCCAAACUUCAAGAUUAUCGCCACGCAGAGGUAUACAAUGCACUUCAUAGUGGAAAGUUUGUAUUUUAAAUUAUAAGCUAUUACUUUUAUUUGCACUUAUGACUUUAUGCACUUAAGAAUAAGAGGUUGGAUCCAGAGUAUGUUAGUCCUAAGGUCCUAUGAGACAAGUUAGUCUGAACUUUUUCACAUUGAUUUCAGGGGGAUUCAAGUGCAUCUUUUCUUGCUCUGAUGCAGCCCAAGGAAACCACUGAAUCCAGUAUUUAUAACAAUAUAAAUACUGGGGAAUUAGCAGCACUACUACCCCUUGCAAAUGACCGUGGCCAUUUUUGAAACUGUAGCUGCAAUGUACUCAUGACCACCUUGAAUCUGUUUUCAUGAAUUGUGGUAUAUAAGUAUUUUAAAUAAAAUAAACUCCUGCCAUGAUGGUAAAAAACUUUUGAAAAAAGGGCAGUCGGGUGUAGGCUCAAAAACAGGUUCUGCAUACUAAGCUGAUACUGCUCCUCUUUUUCCUGUUGCCACUUCCUCCCCCAGUUACAACACUGCUCUUCCAUCUUGCCAUUUUAAAAUGAUUAUUCUGUUCUUAUGUGCUCUUUUCUGAACUGUGACCUGUGUUCAACACUGUUGAGAUGAGUGCACACCCUGCACGUUUUCCCCUUAAAGAAUGAUACAGUUGCUAGUUGGGUUCUUAGGCUUGGAAAGGCAAAGACAGGUUGCAAAGCUGAUAUGACUUGGAAAUGUUUCCAGUAAUCAAAAUAAUAAAUGUUAGUAUCUUGCAUAGAUCUAAUGCUACUCUCAUGACAGCCGUUUCUUCCUGUUUUAUUUUUGAUCAUCGUAAUUUAUAAGGUGCUUAAAAUACUCCUAACCAAAAGAGCAAAAAAAGCACCUGCCUUAUUGGCUUCAAAUCUAAUAAACACAAAAAGAAGAGACAAGCGUUCAGAUAGCGUGUGUCACAUCAUGAUUUCACUUAAUAGCCACUGUGGUACAAGAUCCAAAUUACAGCUAGUCUAUGAAGGUGCAUGGAGACAUCCUUGCUGUCUUGCAUUUCUCAAAAUGGUCAUGUUUUAUAGUUACACAAAUCGCCAUGCCAUUUUCUGCUUUUCCCCCUCGUAUCAUCCAGCAAACUUUUCCUUGCAGAAAUACCCCGUGUUUGGAAAAAAACUCAUUUAGAAACUUUAAUCAAAUUGAAUAACUAAAUAUUCAGAUGAUGGGGGCAAAUUUCACCAGAUGGUGCUGAAAGUUAAUGACACAUUUAUUUACCUGUGUUUACUUUGGUCCUGCUUUAUUACUGUAAAUGGGAAUGAGGAGGACAGUAUUAAAUGUUUUCUUUCCUACUAUGCUUAUUUUCUUCAAUAUUUCGAAAAGACAACUGUAGUGAGUGUUUUGAGAGAUGUCAUUUGUAUUUCAAUUUAUUCUUUCAGCUAAAAAGCAUAUAAUUAAUCAACUGUAUUUUAAAGUAAAAAUGCAGGUGUAAUUUGUGAGAUACUAAAACCAAAACUGAAUUUUCUUACUGCCGAACUGUAGUAUGUUUUCCCUCUUCCUUAGUUGUGUGUUUGAAUUUCCUCAAAACCAGUUUUAAGACUGAUAGCCAAAAUUUAAAGUUAAAACAAUACUUCAUUGCUCCUCUUUACAGGUAGAAAGACUUGAAGCAAAAGUUGUUGAACCUCUGAAAUGCUAUGGGACCAUCAUAAAACUUAAGAGAGUAGGUGAUGGAUUUUGUUUUUCAUUGCAUGUUUAUUUUCUUUUCAAGGAAGGUUCAACUGCUUCUGAUCUCAUAAAUUAGUAUUUCAGUAAUCAAUUGUUGGUAAAUUCAGCAAGAAAAUGUCAUAUCCGUAAUUAAACUUUACAUACCUGAACAUAACACUAGAACCUAAGGUCAUCCAAUGAAGUAGAAUUAGACAGCUUCAUGGAGGAUAUGGUUGUCAGUGGCUAUGCUACCUGAAGGAUAAAACAGUAUGCCUCUUAAUAUUGAUUGGAAACCACAGCAGGAAAAGGCUGUUCUGUUGAUCUCAUUGUCAUGCUUUUAGACAGCACAAGAAUGAUGUGGAUCAGUUAGUAAACUAGAAACCACAUUCUGAACUAAUGCAGUUUCAGAAUCCUAUUCAAAAUGCAGCACCAGAGGCAGCUCUUGUGCUUAUGAGACUGAAAUUCAGAAUUCACACAGGUCCCGCUAUCUGCAUGCUCUUUAUACCAAAAUUCACUUAUCCACACUUAAAGAAAUAUUCCCAAACCUUGCUAUAUGCUUGGCAGAUUCACUUAUCUGAACAGCAGCUGACUUCCUUACUUCCUUGUAUUUGGGGGUUUGCUACUCAGCAGUUCCCAUUUUCGGGCAGAAACCAUGGAGAGAGGGAGGGGGAAUGAGAUCGGAUGAAUCAAAGAGCAAGCAAAAGCAGAUAAAUUAGGGAGCAAGAGAGAUCAUACAAAUCAGUUUUUUGCUUUGUAUCUCUUUUUCUAAUUGGCUGCAGCAAUUUCAGGAAGAAACCAUGGAGACAUUGGAAAGAGCACACAAAUCCCUCAUUAAAAGUGUAUCCAUAGGAAAUACUGAAAAGCUAUAGGCCUGGAAAUGGGAAAUUACCACCUAUUUAGGAUUGCCUCCCAUGCAUUUAAGAUGAUAAUUUAUGGAAAGAUAGUGCAAAUAUUGCCAUUAAGAAUGGAAAAAAAUGAGAGUUCUGUUUUCAAUCUUUCGUUGCCUAUUAUAAGAAUCAAGUUUUUUUCUUGUUUUCUUUUACUUUAUUGUCUUUUAUUUGGCAAUUGCAUAUAUUGUGUGUAUAUUGAACUUUGUCAUGUGAUAUCUGAUUAAGAUUGUCUUGUAUUAAUCCUAGUAUUACAUGGAUACCCACAGCAUUUCUUGAAGAUUAGAGAACCUUUUCUUUAGAAAAAAUCCCAUCUCUGAUUAUUUUUAUUAUAUAUAUCCUGCCUUACUACCCAAUAGGAGCACAAGGCUUAUAGAUAAAAUAGGAAUAGCUAAAAACAGGAAAAAAUCAUUUACAAACCAACAUUAAUAGAAUCAAAACUAUAUAUGUAAUCUAGUAGCAUACAGAUGAUUUCAAUAAAAGCACAGCACCAGCCCUGUCAUUAAAAGCAGUUUCCAGUUCAUAAUCCCAUCUCAAUUAGUAGUCUUAACUUCCAAGACCUGGCAUUGCACAAAAUGAAUGGCUAGUGUGGUAAAACUCCUUUGACUUGAAGGCUAGUUAUCAGGAAUGCAAAUGAACAAAAAUCUUUUCUGUAGAAUCUUUAGACUUUGAGUGUGUCCAUAUAUAUGAUUUCAGGAGGAUCUCAAAGCAACUUUAUCAGCAAAGAAUCGAGAAGCGAAACAGCUCUCUCAGCUUGAAAAGACGCGUCAACGAAAUCCAUCAGACCGGCACAUUAUUGUAUCCUUUGCAAACAAGUGUUCAGCAGCUUUCAAAUAUACGCUUUACUAGAUGACUGUUGCAAAAUUUAUGUGAGAGAUAUGCCUCUCCAGUGGAAUUUCUUCCACCUAGUAUGUCCCUAAAGCAGUGGUUUUCAACAGUGUGCCUUGAAUGAUGGUUAGGGGUGCAGCAGGCAACGCUGGCCUCUGUCCUUCUUUCCUUCCCUCCUGCUUCUGAUGCCCUCUCACAUCUCUGCUUCCUAAAGGCUUGCACAGCUGUUUGUUGCUGUGGCCCUGGCUACAAACUCCCCAAGUGAAUAGUGUCUCUGGGGCUGGCCAGGGGUGCUGGUUGCCAGGAGCUGAGGCAGCCUUGGAGUAAGCAAGGCAGCUGAGCCAGCCAGUCCGUCAGUCCUUGCUGUUGGGAAUGGGUAGACAAGUGGAAGACUGGGCAGGCUGGCACUGGCCUUUCUUGUGCUUGCUGUGUGCAUGGCCUGCCUGGGAGCUGAGUGACUGGUGCUGAAGAGGAGCCCUUCUGCCAUGCAGGCCCAGCAGCGUCCACUGCUGCCUCCUAAGGUAAUGUGCUGGCCUCAUGUUCACCUUUGACCAGUCUCUGUUGGGCUACUAAGAUUGGGGGCAUCUUUUUCCCAGGCCCCUGAGAGGCAGUGUGAGGAGGCAGCUCUCUUUGGGGCAGGGGAGUGCAAUUUAGAGACCAGGGGUGACAGCACUGACUGCCUGGAGGGCUUUCAAUAAGAGGGGAGAGGAGAGGCGGCUGAGGGAACACCCCACAAGGGAGGGUGUUUGAAAAAGGGUGAGAGGCUGCCAGCUCUGCAGGCAAGGGGUGACAUAACUGAGCUCCUGGGCCCCACAGCGGAGCCACAGGAAGAAUGCACCGUAUUUUUCGCUCCAUAAGACGCACCUAGUUUUUAGAGGAGGAAAGGGGGAAAGCCCCGUUUUGGGGGGGAUCAGCUCACAGUUGUGCAGCUUCUUUUGCAAAGGGGAAAAGCCCCGGGUUUUUUUGAGGAUCAGCUCAAAGUUGUUGAGCUUACUUUGCAAAGGGAAAAAAUCCUUUUUUUAUGGGGUUCAACUCACAGUUCUGCAGCUUCUUUAGGAAAGGAAAGGGAGCCGUUUCUACAGUUUCCAGACAGACAAUCUAAUCAGCCAGUCACAUGUCGCUGGGGAAACAAACAGCCUCCAUCUGCAUAACAUUCAACAAUGGAGACCUGGGCAAGGGGCCGGGGCCGGAAAGGGAGCCAGCGAUCAACCACACAUUUGCUCCGUAAGACGCACAGGCAUCUCCCCUUCCUUUUUAGGAGGAAAAAGGUGCGUCUUAUGGAGCGAAAAAUACUGUAGUUGGUCAAGGGAGCCGUGGACUCAAAAAGGUUGAAAACCUCUGCCCUAAAGUACUCUGGCUAACUGAUAGCAUCAGCAGAUAACAUUAUUAAAAAGGAGUUGUCUACCAAUGAAGCUCCUGAGAGGAAAAUAAUCUUCUUUCUUAGCUCCCUGUUUUGUUAUAGGUUCUAGAUUUUCUUUUUUUUAAUCCAUCAUAAAUUCAUUUCAGUGCCUAAGAGACACUGGGAGCCGACUGAGUUAUUUGUAUAUAAAUAUGCUUUUAUGUCUGUAGAAUACCAGUGUGUUAGCACUUUCCAUAACUUAAAAUAUUUCAUUUACUGCAAACUUCAGUCACAGGUAGGUCUUCUUUUUUGGAUGAAAUAUCAAAUUAAAUUCUAAUAUUCUUAAUUAUGUUUCAUCAGUUAUUUGUAUAUCAGCAUCCCAGCUGUACAAGUUACAGUGGUGCCUCACAAGACGAAAUUAAUCUGUUCCGCGAGUCUCUUCGUCUUGCGGUUUUUUCGUCUUGCGAAGCAACCCUAUUAGCGGCUUAGCGGCUAUUAACGGCUUAGCGGCUUUAAGAAAAAGGAAACAAACUUGCAAGAACUCGCAAGACGUUUCGUCUUGCGAAGCAAGCCCAUAGGGAAAUUCGUCUUGCGGAACGACUCAAAAAACGCAAAACCCUUUCUUCUAGUGAGUUUUUCGUCUUGCGAGGCAUUCGUCUUGCGGGGCACCACUGUACUGUAUCUUUUUUACAAUCAUUAUGGUGAAGCCAAUAAACACCAGAUGUCAUCAGCUGCUCCAAAGCUCUGAGUUUGACAAAUCAUGUUCUUUUCUGGUAAAACAGCAGCUUGAAAAAGUAGAUGAAGAAGUAUAAUGUAAUGUUUAUUACAUUAUUCUAUUGCUUAAAAAAAUACAUGCAUGUGGUGGUCAGCUUGUUUUGGCUUCAAAAAAAUUCUUAGAGAAAGGCAAAAAUGCUAGAAAUUCAAUUAUAAGAGACUUUAACUUCCUUUCUGGUACAGGAGAUAGUAGUGUAGCAAAGGUCUUUGAGACAAUACCAGGUUAAAGUGCACUGAAACCUCUUUGCAGGCUUUCAAUGGGCGAUUGGUUGGUCACUGAGAGUACAGGAGACUGAACUAGAUGGGCUUUGGUCUGAUCCAAGGGAGCUCUUCUUAUGAAAUACAGUGGUGCACAGAUUAAUAGCUUUGUUCUGAGAGCUACCACUAUAGUGGUUCCUAUUUCCAGGGCAUUCUAAUUAAUAGUGUCUGUUCAAAAUUAUAGGAAUAACAUCUAUUUAUCAUUUAUAUUUAAAGGCUGAAAGUGAAUUACAAAGAGCUUCACUGGAUGCCACACGGACAAGUCGGUACUUGGAAGAAACCAUUGACAACUUUGAAAAACAAAAAAUAAGAGAUAUAAAGGUGUGUGUGUGUAUAUAUACUCUAAUAUAAAUCAACAACCUAAAAAAUGGCUCAGGGAAAGAGCCAUUUAGAUCAUCUAUUUAAUAUUCCUUCACCAUUUAUUUUAACAAACAUUAAUCUGCUAUUGGGGACCAAUAGGUCCCCUUACCCUAACUAGAAAUAAAUCAAUUAUAAUUUCAAAAUGACUUCAGUUUCACACAAUAAAAUUUAUAUCUCCUUUUAAAGUUUUCAUUGGUAUAUCAAUAAAGCACAAAAACUACUGGGGUACAUUGGACCCCAUGGUUGUUCCCUUUAAAAAAAUGUACAGAGAGCAUUAUUUCUUUUGGGACGCAACUGGAGCAAAGCUAUAAACCACCAAGUAGACAAUCCUCCUUGUGCUAUCAGGAAGAUAGCGCUAGAGAAGAAAGCAGUACAAAAAAGAAGCCCAAAAACACCUAGAUGAAAUGUUUGGUCAUAGUAUAUAACAGAAGGAAUAUAGCACAUCCUCAGGAGCAGGUUUGGGGGCUGCAGGGGGGGGAAAGAGAAGGGUAAGUCCCGUUCCACAAGUCCGCUUGCACAAUGUUGAAGACAACCCAUUACAAAUAAGAAACUAGUGUUGCAAGUUUGCACUAGAAGAGUGUUUACUCCUGUGUCAAGAUAAUGCCAAUCUGAAGCAGAAUUAACUCCCUAGGGUAAAAUUUACUCCAGGGUUCAAUAGACUGCUGUGGUGCUUUUUAAGGGUUUUGUGUGUGCUUGCACACGGAGGAAUGUACAGACAAAAUAAACAGAAAAUCCACUCCACUGCUCUUGAAGUGGUAUACUUACAAAAAAUGGAAUUACAGUACAAGCAAAAUGCAAACUUUUUUUAACUACCCAAUUUUGAGACAUUGCUGAGGAUAGAAUGGACUCGUUUAGCUUAGACCUUUGGCAGAUUUACUUUCCCAUUCAUUUCAAUAGGGAUAAAUUGAGACCUCUGAUUGCUUAGUUUCAGAAAUGGAAAUGAUGAAACAUCACAGGACUGACCCCAUAACUGUGGAGAGCUAUGAAGUAGCUCAUAUUCGCUAAUUUUUAACUUAAGAAAUAUUUCAAGCAGCUGCUGGAAUUCACAGGAACCCCAGUGGGGUACCAGUUUGCCCCAGUUUGUGGGUAAAAUGAGGUGUCAGCUUGUACUAGAAUGCUAAAGGAAAGUGUAAAAACUGUAAUAAUUGUAUUUUUAGAUAAUACAUGUUGUAGUAUCACAGCCCACUCACAGCUAGUUUCUACUUGUUAUAAAAAUAGGUAAAGCUGUUCCAGUCUUGUGCAGAACUUUAAAAAUUGAGGGGCCAGAGCAGUGGACUUCUCAUUUAGUUAAGAAUUUGGUCAUGAUUCCUAGCACUAACAUGCUGUUUAUUAAUUGUAAGGAACAAGUAACUUUGUGGGUGAUUAAACAGGAAAGUAAUUCUUACCAUGCAGCAGCUCCCUGCACAACAGAAGGGAAAGUGCAGUUAGGUUCAGAUAGGAAAUGCUAAAACAGUGGAAAGCUUCUAGCCAGAAUGGCAAGGGGUGGGGUGAGAUAAAAGUAUCUAGAGAAAGACAAAGUACUUGGCUGUAUGCAGAAAUGAGCUGGGGCUUCAUUGACCUCAUAUAGGCCAAUACAAGAAAAGCCUCGGCCUGAGAGUCGGCCAUUACAACUGCAAAGGGCUGCUAUGUAAUGAUCCAUAUUCUUUUUAUACAGCGUUUAUCAAGCUACCAGUCUUCAUACAGUGACAGCCCAGUUAGUCUGCCUUUAUUAUAAAUAUAGAGCAGUUACUGUAACACUUUCUGCCUUCAUCUGUUUUUAGAAUAUCUUUUCAGAAUUUGUAACAAUUGAAAUGCUAUUCCAUGGGAAAGCCUUAGAAAUUUACACUGCUGCCUACCAAACGAUACAAAAUAUUGAUGAGAAUGAAGACCUAGAGGUAAGAAACAUGAUGAACUUCUAAUGUACUGCUGUGCAGGGUUGUUGGUUUUUGUUUUCCCUACACAAUUUACACAAUAUUUAAUGUUAUUGAGGCAUAUCUUUGGACCAGUUUACCUACAAGAGCGCCUUACUCAAUAUGCACCCAUUUGACCCCUUAGAUCAGUGGAAUUGGGACAUAGUGUGGCAGCACCUACACUUUGGAACUCCCUGUCUAUUGAGAUCAAGCAAGCACCUUCACUGUACUCUUUUCGGUGCCUGAUAAAAACAUUCCUGUUUAGACAAGCUUGUCCAGAGGCUUACAAUUUUUUAAUGUGUUUUAGUAUUUUAACUUUUUUUGUUUUAAAGUAGGGUAUUUUUUUCUUGAUUUCACGAUUUUAUCUUUUGUAAAUCGCUUUGAGGUUUUUUUUACAAUCAAGCAGUGUAUAACUUUCAUUAAAAAAAUAAAAUAUCUCGUCCUUGUGCCAUUGGCAACGCUUCAGUGAACUUCAGAUAACUGAAAAUCCUUAACAAUGUGUUCAGCCAUAAUGAACAAAAUGAAGCGUGUGCUAGUGUCAAGAUUUAAGAGCAAUUUUAGAUCUUAACUUAUUAAGGUGGAAUAUUUCUAAAGAUUUCUUAAGGGAAAUCUCACAUACAGUGAUCACCCUGUAGUGAUCAGCUGCAAGGCUUGGUCUGUUCUCCCUUAGGCUACCAUUUUACUUCAUGGUAAGGCAUAGUUCAAAAAAGAAAAAAGAAAUGAAGACAAGUUUGGAGCCGUAGAGGCAAACACCAUUUAGCUGUAUUUUAUCCCUGCAACCUUGCCUCAGACAUCCACUCCAGCAAGUUAAGUAGAACUACUAGAAUUUAUGCCAGUAUCUGUUGGCCAUAAGGCAGUAACACACCUGUUUUCUAGUUUGAAUAUAUGCUAGAAAAAUCCUGUGGGCUCUAUAGCAGGGCAAGCUAACCAUUUUUUGGCUCCAAGCUGCAGUCAUCCUUGGCCAACCCUCUGGAAGCUGCAUGUGAGUUUGGCUCUUGCACACACAGCCACUAAUUCAUGCAGAUGAGGUGAGGAGAGGACUCAUUACCCACUUUGCUCAUCAAAUGAUUGAUCGGAUGACUGAGGAGUAAUCUGCAUCCCCCGUUAGGGCACUAGGCACCAUCCACUGCUUCCCACAUGCUGAAUCUUUUUUAAAAAAAUAAAAAUAAAAAUUGCUGCCGCCACAAUCAGUAUCUUGCUGAGGACAGAAAAAAAAAUUAUCUGCCGGAUCAGGCCUCUACUCUAGGCACCCGUGCUGCAACUUACCUAGUUCUUGAGGAGCUUUAUAAUUGGACAAACUGUAAAGCUUAACGGGACUGGCCAGUGUCCCAUAUGAACUCUUAGACAACACACUUCAGAAUCAUUUGCAAGGUGCUGAGGCUGUGGGGCAGACAUGCAGUGUGUUUCCUUGGGUAACAAACUGAUAUAGAAAAGGUUCACAGCAGGUAGAUUGGAAAACCCCUGGUCUCCUGUGUAUUCUGAACACCAACAUUUAUUUAACAGAUGUUUCGGAGUUCGCUUUAUCAAACAGAACAUCAGUCUCGUUUGGAUAUUGUCCGUGCAAAUUCAGAGUCUCCCCUCCAGAGGACUGCUUCAUCCAAAUCUUGUCCUGGAAUAGUUCAGGUUGGUUAGAAAGCUUGAAUGCUUUCCUUAGCUACAUUCCAUGAAAUAUUAUUAAAUUAAUGAAUUAAAUUUCCUCACUUUCUGAUUUCCAUCAACAUCUUCUCUGACCCUUUCUCCUUCCUUCCUUUCUUUCUUUCUUCCCUCCUCCCUCCUGAAUUUUUGUCACUGCUACUUUUAUUCACUAUGCAAGCAAUUCCUGGUGCUGACAUUUGUUCAACCAAAGGUCUAUGGUACUGCAACAAAGCAGGGCAGCCAAGGGAGGAGGAGCUGUUUAGACCAGCAACUUUUGACACCACCCACCUCUCACACCACCUUCCCAAAGGCCAGUGUCUCGCUUACCCGGCUUUAGGAAAGCAGCAUGGAAGCUGGCGGGGGAGUCAAAUAUGAAGCUCGCUCCCACCCCACACAUGCGUGCCAAGGCAGUGUGCGGCCUGCAGGGUAAAAGUUGGCCUGCCCUCGGUUAGAAUUUUACAGGAAAGCUCACCUGCAUGUUACUCCACACCUACUGGAUCCUGUUUGAGAAACAGUGCCUUAUAUGAUCACCUGCCAACCAUACACCCAUACUGUGUACAAUUUUUUUUAAUUUAUUUAUUUAUUUAUUUAUUUAAUUUACACACACACACACACACAAUGUAUUUUUAAAUGCAGAUUGACUUCAUUCAAGGCUAAUGCUUUUUUUUGGUUACAAUUUUAAAAAUUCUGAUUUGUCAUAUUCUGUGUAGCAGAUUUCCAGAAAUCCAUUGAAAAAGGAGGAGGAAGAUGAAGAGUAUGACAAUGAGGAUGAAUAUGAAGAUUAGCAUUAAAACCACCAAGGAAGAGAGCACCUUUGAGACUAGAAAGCAUUUCCCCUGCAAAUUGUUAUUUUUCAUUGUGUUGCUGCUAGGUGAUGGACACAAUUAAGACUUUAAACUACAGUAAAGAAAGAACUGAACACUGUUACCUGACAAUUAUGAUUUUUUAAUGGUAUGAAAUUUAAUGGUCCACUAAAAGUAGAUUCAGCAAUAUUAAAGUUGUCUCAGUGAGUUUAGUUGUGUUUCAAGGGAUUCAGAGUUCCAUAAUUAUGGAAGACCUGGAUAGCUCAAUUGGUUAGAGCAUGGUGCUCAUAACGCCGAAGUUGCAGGUUCUAUCCCCAUAUGGGAAAGCUGCAUAUUCCUGUACUGCCGGGGGUUGGACUAGAUGAUCCUCAGGGUUCCUUUUAAUUCUAUGAUUCUAUUUCAGAAUACAUUUUGACUUUUCAUAAACUACCUUCGUAGAAAAGAUAGCCCCAAUCCCUAGCAACCAAGUUACUCUUCCAUUUCCCGAUGUAUGCUAAAGCAUGGAAGCAAAUUAAGCAGCUGGUGAAAAUAGACAGCACUGCUUUGUUCACUUCACUUUAUAAUCUAGUGUUCUCAUAAAUGUGUCACAAAACAUUCCAAAAUUUUCAUUCUCCGACUUACCAUAUUCAUGGAGUGUUAAAUUGGGUGGCUAGCAUACAGGUUUAUGUGCCUAUUCUUACUUGAGGUUUUUCCUAACAUCCUGCCCCAUAAUCUUUAACUUAGUUAUAGCUGCAUCAAUGCAGAUGACGGCAUAAAAUCUGCAUCAAUGCAGCAGUUAAGCUGCUUCAGUAUUCUUUGUGAAAGUGCCUUCAGUAUUACAGAACUUCUAAUUUACAUUUAAUUUUAUUUUCCUUGUAAUUCCUAUAGGGAUACAAAAUGCAAGGCAGCUGAUUAUUUGGGGUGAUUUAUUUUCUUUUUAUUUCAGAUGUGAGGAACUUUGGCCUUCCAAAUGUUGCUUCUACUGGCUAUGCUUGCUAGGGCUGGUGGGAACUGCAGUUCAGCAAUGUCUCAAAGGCCAAAAUUUCCCCACACCUGCCGAUUUUUCUUCAUAGCAACAUUUCUACAUUAUUUUUUUAUUAUCAGUAUUAUAAAGUCUAGUCUUUCUGCAUGAAUUUCAGUUCUGUCAUUGACUUUAAAUACAACUACAUUAUGGCAUUAUCUAAGCCACUGGGAAUAAUUACAAUAAAU
Molecule: messenger RNA, 13950 nt
Organism: Podarcis lilfordi (Lilford's wall lizard)
Lineage: Eukaryota; Metazoa; Chordata; Lepidosauria; Squamata; Lacertidae
Source: the annotation of a GenBank genome assembly